AUGCAGAACUUUGAGACUAUGGACGCAAAAGAUCGAGUACGAAAGAAAAGCAGCUCUUCCUUUGAUUAUGAAAAGGAAAUGGAAAAAGCUUUGGGCAUGAUUUUUCAAAAUCUACGUGACAUAGAAGAGAGUCGAUUUCGGAUGGCUUCUUAUCAGUGCGAUGAACACCAGAUGGCAAAGCCACUAAGUGUCUCUGAACAGCCUUGCUAUAUUGCAGACUUGCCGGCACAAAAGACAGAUCGCGAAUUUCAAGAAGUUCACAAGGAACAGGUUACAAAUGUUAAGUCCAGGAGAAAGUUACCGUCUGUACCAGUUUCCAAAGGAAGGAUUUUUCCCUCUUAA
This is a messenger RNA of Pocillopora meandrina, 342 nucleotides long. The record is from the annotation of a GenBank genome assembly. Lineage: Eukaryota; Metazoa; Cnidaria; Anthozoa; Scleractinia; Pocilloporidae.